AUGAUGAAAAUGUGUGUACUUCUCCCGGACAACGCUCAAAAAUAAUUUUUUUUUUCGCAACAGCACUUUUAAAUAGCAAAAAUUCAAGUUUACAGAAUGUUUGUCGAUGAUUGUGAAACACAUUUCAACACAAAAUGUUUGUAUGGAGUGCUGGGCGUGGAGAAGACUUGUACUAACUCGGAAUGUAAGUUUUUAUUGAAAAAAUAGUGGUAAACAUCAAAUUUCAGUGAAAAAAGCGUAUUAUAAACAGUCUAUGCGAUGGCAUCCGGAUAAAUCAAGCCUGGAGCAGGAGAACAAGGAAUUGUAUACGAUUAAAUUUCAAAUUUUGAAUAAAACCUACACGAUUUUAAGUGAUAAGGAGAAGCGAGCGAUUUACGAUGAAACCGGCAAAAUUGCAGAUGAAAAUGAGGAGACAACGCAAGAGGAAAUGAUGGAAGCUUGGAGAAAAGUGUUCAAAAAAGUCACCAAGGAAGACAUUGAUAAUUAUAUGAGAGAAUUCGAAGGAUCCGCUGAGCAAAAGCGGGAACUAAUCGAAAAAUAUGAGGAAUUUGAUGGGGAUUUUGAGAAGAUUCAGGAAUAUGUUUUGGGAGAGAAUUUAAAGGAGAUUUUGGAUGAAUUAAUUGCGAAUGGGGAAUUGAAAGCGACGAAGAAGUAUAAAUCAUCGACGAGUUUGAAGAAGCAAAAAAGUCGAAAAUUACGGGCUGAAAAAGAGGCGGAAGAAGCGGAGAAGGUUUUGAGGGAAAUGGAGGUGAGAUUUUGCUCUAGAGCUAGAGCUUUUAUAAAAAAAAUUUGGGGAAAAAUUCAUUAAUUCUUUCUACAAAAGCUAAAGUUUAAUCAAAUGGCUGUAAAAGUUUUAGAAAACAACAUCUUGUGACUGUUUUAAAUUAAAAUAGCUUUUAACCUUAAAAGUGGAGAAAAUAUUGCGAAAUCUUCUAGAAACUGAAUAAGAAAACAGUGUAGUCUUAUCGAAAUCUCGCCAUUUCGCAAUUGAAAAUUGUUUUGAAAUAGGAGAAAAAUAAUGCAAAUUGACCUUUCAAGGUUGAAUUUUAGUGGAUUUUAUGCGAAAAAUAUUGAUUUUUCUGAUGCAGAACUUUGAAAAUCGGAUUAUUUUUAUUUUUAGAUCUCGAAAACUUGCCCUAACUUUUCAGAAUUGAAGAAUUAGCCCAACUUACGAACUUUCUUGAAAAAUAAGCCAAAUCAAUUCGACCUAAGCCUAACGAGCCUAAUUUUAACCUUAAGCCUAACCUAAAUUUAGAUUUGGGCCGGUUUUGUGUAGAUUUUGAGAAAAGGGAUCAUCCAGAACCUUUCAGGCCCAUUUUUCAAGCUUCUAGGCCUAUUUUUCAAGUUUUUAGGCCCAUUUUUCAGGCUUCUGGAUAUAUUUUUCCUCAAGCUUCUAGGCCCAUUUUCCAGGCCCAUACGUCGCAUGCCAGGGGUAAUCGACCCGUGGAGGGGUUAUCCCUCCCACCAAAUUUUGGAGGGGGUUGUCACUUGAGAUAAAAAAUUUCAUGAAAUUUUCUCAGUUUUGAUGAUAAUUUUCUCUACAUAUUCUGCCAUAGGGAUACCAAUUUAAGCCUCAAAAAAGUUUCCACAUAAAUAUCUAAUUAAAUUAGAGGUAGCAGGGCUUUAUUAGACCCUUAUCAACUAUGCUCCACAAUAAAAUCCAAAGAAAUAAGCCUAGUAUCAGAAUGGGACCACUAUGUCAUUUUUCACCUCUGUUAUCAAAGAACACAGGGGUAAAAAGUCACUAGGGGUAUCUAAUGAAUACCAAUGAAUAUUAGACUUGAGUUAGGGGUGAUUUACCUUAAUUAGGUUCUUAUCAACUAUUUCCAAGAAGGGAAAAUGUAUUAAUUUCAAAAACAUUAGUUUGACCCUGAAUCAAACCACCAACUCUGAGAAAAAAAUAUGAUCGUAAUUGUAGAUUACAUUACUAUUCUGUGGAUCGCUCACUUUUAAUUUCAUCCAAGAGAUUAGUUUUAAAAAGGUCAUAUCAAAUCUAGCUAGUUAAACGAGACACUAAAUGAAUCAAAUUGUGCAACCACAUUGAUCCAUAUUAAUUUUGAAUAACUCUACAUUGUCGCUUAAUCAUAAUUUUUGCAAAUAUUACAGUCAGUUGAUAUGUGAAAAAAUGACAUAGUGGUCCCAUCUUGAUACCAGGCUUAUUUCUUUGGAUUUUAUUGUGGAGCAUAGUUGAUAAGGGUCUAAUAAAGGCAUGCUACCCCUAACUCAAGUCUAAUAUUCAUUGGUAUUCAUUAGAUACCCCUAGUGACUUUUUACCCCUGUGUUCUUUGAUAACAGAGGUGAAAAAUGACAUAGUGGUCCCAUCUUGAUACCAGGCUUAUUUCUUUAGAUUUUAUUGUGGAGCAUAGUUGAUAAGGGUCUAAUAAAGGCAUGCUACCCCUAACUCAAGUCUAAUAUUCAUUGGUAUUCAUUAGAUACCCCUAGUGACUUUUUACCCCUGUGUUCUUUGAUAACCGAGGUGAAAAAUGACAUAGUGGUCCCAUUCUGAUACUAGGCUUAUUUCUUUGGAUUUUAUUGUGGAGCAUAGUUGAUAAGGGUCUAAUAAAGGCAUGCUACCCCUAACUCAAGUCUAAUAUUCAUUGGUAUUCAUUAGAUACCCCUAGUGACUUUUUACCCCUGUGUUCUUUGAUAACAGAGGUGAAAAAUGACAUAGUGGUCCCAUCUUGAUACCAGGCUUAUUUCUUUAGAUUUUAUUGUGGAGCAUAGUUGAUAAGGGUCUAAUAAAGGCAUGCUACCCCUAACUCAAGUCUAAUAUUCAUUGGUAUUCAUUAGAUACCCCUAGUGACUUUUUACCCCUGUGUUCUUUGAUAACAGAGGUGAAAAAUGACAUAGUGGUCCCAUUCUGAUACUAGGCUUAUUUCUUUGGAUUUUAUUGUGGAGCAUAGUUGAUAAGGGUCUAAUAAAGGCAUGCUACCCCUAACUCAAGUCUAAUAUUCAUUGGUAUUCAUUAGAUACCCCUAGUGACUUUUUACCCCUGUGUUCUUUGAUAACAGAGGUGAAAAAUGACAUAGUGGUCCCAUCUUGAUACCAGGCUUAUUUCUUUAGAUUUUAUUGUGGAGCAUAGUUGAUAAGGGUCUAAUAAAGGCAUGCUACCCCUAACUCAAGUCUAAUAUUCAUUGGUAUUCAUUAGAUACCCCUAGUGACUUUUUACCCCUGUGUUCUUUGAUAACAGAGGUGAAAAAUGACAUAGUGGUCCCAUUCUGAUACUAGGCUUAUUUCUUUGGAUUUUAUUGUGGAGCAUAGUUGAUAAGGGUCUAAUAAAGGCAUGCUACCCCUAACUCAAGUCUAAUAUUCAUUGGUAUUCAUUAGAUACCCCUAGUGACUUUUUACCCCUGUGUUCUUUGAUAACAGAGGUGAAAAAUGACAUAGUGGUCCCAUUCUGAUACUAGGCUUAUUUCUUUGGAUUUUAUUGUGGAGCAUAGUUGAUAAGGGUCUAAUAAAGGCAUGCUACCCCUUACCCAAGUUCAAAAUUCACGAUUUGCCUCAUUGAUGCAAAUUCUGAGCUUAAGCUCAAUAAAAUUGUAAUUUUCAGAUUUCUAUAGCUGGAAAUAAAGAAAAAAAUGAAAAAAAAAAGGGGGGGGGGUUAUCCCUAUCGUCGAAAAUUUUCAAAAAUAGGGGUAUGCACUGGCGGAUUUGAAACAGGGGUAUGCGACGUAUGUCCAGGCCUCUAGGUCUAAUUUUCAGAGGCUUCUAGGCCUAAUUUUCAGGCUUCUGGGUUUAUUUUUGGCCAAGCCUUAAGGUCCAUUUUCCUCAGGCUUCUAGGCCUAUUUUAUGACAAAAAUUGAAUUUUUUAAAAUCUCGUAAAUCAUUCAACCUGAAAAAUACCUUAGAAUCUCUUUUUCAGGCCCAAUUUUCAGCAUUUUAGGCCCAAUUUUCAGCCUUUUAGGCCCAUUUUCCAGGCUUCUAGGCCCAAAAUCCCCCUGUAUUUUCCAGGCUUCCUCGUCUUCCUCCCUCGAAUCAAUGAUUUUGGCGCGAAACGCGAAACGUGGCGCCCAAAUGGACUCGUUCUUCGACUCACUCGCCGAAAAAUAUGCGCCCAAAAAAUCCAAGAAAAAAUAA
Molecule: messenger RNA, 4077 nt
Organism: Caenorhabditis angaria
Lineage: Eukaryota; Metazoa; Nematoda; Chromadorea; Rhabditida; Rhabditidae
Source: the annotation of a GenBank genome assembly